AGACAUUAUUGACAGUCCUAUCUUAAGCUAUCCAUUUCUUUUUUUCAUAGUGAAAUGGGGGAAAACCAAACAAUGGUUACACAGUUCAUCCUACUGGGAUUCCUUGUGGGCAGAAGGAUUCAGAUGCUUCUCUUCGGGCUCUUCUCCCUGUUCUACGUCCUCACCCUGCUGGGGAACGGGGUCAUCCUGAGACUCAUCUCCCUGGACUCCAGACUGCACAGCCCCAUGUACUUCUUCCUCUCACACCUGGCCAUCGUGGACAUCGCCUGUGCCUGCAGUACGGUGCCCUGGAUGCUGGUGAACCUCCUGGACCCAGCCAAGCCCAUCUCCUUCACUGGCUGCUUAAUGCAGACCUUUCUCUUUCUGAGUUUUGCACAAACAGAAUGUCUUCUCCUGGUGGUGAUGUCCUAUGACCGGUAUGUGGCCAUCUGCCAUCCCCUCCGAUAUUCUGUCAUCAUGAGCUGGAGAGUGUGCAUUGUCCUGGCCGUCACUUCUUGGACAUGUGGGUCCCUCCUGGCCCUGGUCCAUGUGGUUCUCAUCUUGAGGCUGCCCUUCUGUGGGCCUCAUGAAAUCAACCACUUCUUCUGUGAAAUCCUGUCUGUCCUCAAGCUGGCCUGUGCUGACACCCGGCUCAACCAAGUCGUCAUCUUCACAGUUGGCGUGUUCAUCCUGGUGGGGCCCCUCUGCCUGGUGCUGGUCUCCUACUCGCGCAUCCUGGUGACCAUCCUGAGCAUCCAGGCCGGGGAGGGCCGCAGAAAGGCCUUCUCCACCUGCUCCUCCCACCUCUGCGUGGUCGGGCUCUUCUUUGGCAGCGCCAUCGUCAUGUACAUGGCCCCCAAGUCCCGCCAUCCUGAGGAGCAGCAGAAGGUCCUUUUCCUGUUUUACAGUUUUUUCAACCCCAUGCUGAACCCCCUGAUCUACAGCCUGAGGAACGCAGAGGUCCAAGGUACACUGAGGAGAGCACUGUGCAAAGAAAGUCAUUCCCAGCUGGGGCGGCGUGUGACUCUCCAGCCUCAGUAGUCUCUUGGUAUCUUGGGGACUGAUUAUCACCUAAGGUCACCACUGUCUUUGUAUCUGUAAUGAAUUCCCUUUUCCCCAGGAAGUAGUUAUAUUUUGUUGCAUUCAUUAUACUUAUUAUCCUUAACAACUUUUUUCAUUUAACUACUUAUUGAAUUGAGAAUAUCUAAGGGAAAAUUUUAUCUUGCACAGUGGUAUGGGUCCCAAACGUUUAAAAUAGACACACUACCACUGACUUGGUCAGGUGUGCUCGGAAAUAGCAGAAUAGCUGGCGUUACCAGAUGCAGUCACAUCAGUAAGAAUUUUUUUAAAUACUGCAGCCACAGGCAAAGGCUUCAGAGCCCACUGAAACCUCUGUCCAUCUGCAUCCCACAUUUGGGUCCCCUGAAUCGUCUUUUCUAUUGCAAGUAGUAAAUAUCCACUUAAGCUUGGAGGAAAACUGACUUUUACUUGCUAAAUUCUAUAAUCUGUCUGACAAUUUUUGUAGUCAGAGAGUGACUUCAUACCCAUUCAGCUGGCAACCCCAGCAAACUACCCAACAAAAGCCAAUUUUCAAUCUUUCCUGAGAUUUCAAUGGCCACUUGUUUCUAAACUCCC
Microcebus murinus (gray mouse lemur) is the source of this 1614-nucleotide messenger RNA. RefSeq names its product olfactory receptor 2A1/2A42-like. The record is from RefSeq and is a predicted model, not a curated record. Gene Ontology annotation, molecular function: G protein-coupled receptor activity; olfactory receptor activity. Gene Ontology annotation, cellular component: membrane. Gene Ontology annotation, biological process: G protein-coupled receptor signaling pathway. Lineage: Eukaryota; Metazoa; Chordata; Mammalia; Primates; Cheirogaleidae.